AUUAAGAAAAUGGUGCAUUUAAUUGUGUCAUCCCUUGCAUUCGGAAUAUUUGGAGUUUUGCUUAUCUUCAUAGACGUGUCUCUCGUCAUUACAGACCUAAUUUUCACUAGUAAAAUUUAUAUUCCUUUGGAAUAUCGUUCAGUUUCUCUAGCUAUUGCUUUAUUUUUUUUCAUGGAUCUUCUUCUUCGAGUAUAUGUAGAAGGGAGACGGCAUUAUUUUUCUGAUUUACUUAAUGUCUUAGAUGCUUUCAUUAUUGUGGCAAUUCUGCUGAUUGACAUCAUUUACAUUUUUUAUGAUGUCACAUUUCUUAGGAAUAUUCCCAGAUGGGCAGUUUUUUUCCGGACUCUACGACUUAUCAUUCUGAUAAGAGUUUUUCAUCUGGCUCCACAAAAAAGACAUCUCGAAAAACUGACCAGAAGGAUGGUUUCAGAAAACAAAAGGCGAUACACAAGGGGUGGAUUUGACCUGGACCUCACUUAUGUUACUGAGCGUAUUAUUGCCAUGUCAUUUCCAUCUUCAGGAAGACAGUCUUUCUACAGGAAUCCAAUGACGGAAGUUGUACGGUUCCUGGACACAAAGCAUCCAAACCACUAUCGAGUCUACAAUCUCUGCAGUGAAAAAGGUUAUGAUCCUAAGCACUUCCAUUAUAGAGUUUGUAGACUUAUGAUUGAUGAUCACAAUGUCCCCACUCUGUGUGAGAUGUUGGUGUUCUCCAAGGAAGUAGAUGAGUGGAUGACUCAAGAUGAGGAAAAUGUCAUAGUGGUUCAUUGUAAAGGAGGCAAAGGAAGAACAGGAACUAUGGUUUGUGUCUCCCUUAUUGCCAGAGAAAUAUUUUCAACUGCAGAGGACAGCCUUUAUUAUUUUGGAGAACGAAGAACAGAUAAAACCAGUAGCAGUAAAUUUCAGGGAGUAGAAACCCCUUCACAGAACAGGUAUGUUGGAUAUUUUGAACAAGUAAAAAAUACAUACCAGUGGAAUCUUCCUCCAAGGAAAAUGCUGUUGAUUAAAAAAGUCAUCAUUUACUCAAUUCAUGGUAAUUACAGUCAAGUACACUCCAAAAAUAGGCAAAAAAUGAAUAGUAGUGGCUCCAUAUUCAGAGCGGAGGAACUCAACGCAUUCCAUGCAGGUGUUGGGAAAGGCAAUGGGUAUGACCUAAAAAUCCAAAUAUUCAUGCAACGGAAGGCCGUCUUUUCCUGUUCUUAUUCUGAGAACUGUAAGGUGCUUUAUGACAUGGAAUCAGACAGAGUAGUCAUACACGUCUUCAACUGUCCACCUCUGUAUGAUGACAUCAAAGUGCAAUUUUUUUCUUCCUCCGAUCUUCCUAAAUACUAUGAUGACUGCCCAUUUUUCUUUUGGUUUCAUACAUCUUUUAUAAAGAAGAACAGGCUUUAUCUACCAAGAAAUGAAUUGGAUAAUCCCCACAAGCCAAAAACAUGGAAAAUUUAUAGACCAGACUUUGCAGUUGAGGUAUAUUUUGAUGAGAUAUGA
Otolemur garnettii (small-eared galago) is the source of this 1488-nucleotide messenger RNA. RefSeq names its product phosphatidylinositol 3,4,5-trisphosphate 3-phosphatase TPTE2-like. Bases 10 to 1488 code for a protein of 492 amino acids. Gene Ontology annotation, molecular function: monoatomic ion channel activity; protein tyrosine phosphatase activity; phosphatidylinositol-3,4,5-trisphosphate 3-phosphatase activity. The record is from RefSeq and is a predicted model, not a curated record. The transcript is spliced from 18 exons. Gene Ontology annotation, cellular component: cytosol; membrane. Lineage: Eukaryota; Metazoa; Chordata; Mammalia; Primates; Galagidae. Gene Ontology annotation, biological process: monoatomic ion transport; transmembrane transport; protein dephosphorylation.